GUGAAAAUGGCAUCCGUUGAAAGAGCACUGCGAAUGUUAAGGAAUUUGCCUCGCGUUGCGAUUAACAACAUCAAAUGUAUGCCAGGAUCGAGAAAACGGGAAACAAGACGAAGAGGCUUUGCCAGAGGCCGCACUCAUGGUAGAGGAACAAAAGGUCAAGGUCAGAGUAUGACUCUGCCACGGCUUGGGUUUGAGGGGGGUCAGACCCCAUUCUACCUAAGGAUCCCUCAGGAACCAUAUUACCACAACCAGCAUUUGCGUCGUCAGUACCUUCCGUUGAGUCUGUUACAAAUCCAGCGUAUGGUUGACCUUGGUCGGCUGGACACCACCCAGCCCAUUGACCUUACUGCACUCUGUAACACCCAGAUAGUUAAUCUGCAGAUUGAGCGCAAGCAGUAUGGGGUGAACCUUACGGAUGAGGGUGCAGACAUUUUCAAGGCAAAGAUCAAUCUGGAGGUUCAGUGGACAAGUGAACAAGCAAUUGCUGCAGUAGAGAAAAAUGGAGGGGUUAUAACAACAAGGUUUUAUGACCCUGUCUCUCUAUAUGCUCUUCGAAAUCCAAAGCAUUUCUUCCAAAAAGGUGUUCCCAUCCCACGAUGCAAACUCCCACCGCAAGAUGCAAUAGAAUACUAUUCAGAUGCCAAAUCUCGUGGAUACUUAGCAGAUCCUGCAAAGAUACGCGAGGCACGUUUUGAGUUGGCUCAAAAAUACGGAUAUGAUCUUCCAGACUUAGCCGAGGACGAACUCUACGAAAUGUUUUUGCAGUACAAAGAUCCAAGACAAAUAUUUUAUGGACUCGAACCAGGCUGGGUUGUGAACUUGAAAGAUCAAGUUGUACUGAAACCAAAGUCGCAGGAAUUAUUAGAGUAUUAUCGCUCAUGAGGCUUGUAUUUUUAGUACCAUAUUUCGAAUGUGCUUACAUCCAGCACGAUGUUGUGGAUUGUUGAAGGACACUGACAAAGAUUACCUAUUCUGUUAGUGCUUAUCUCUUAUCAACAGCUUUGGUCCUGUGCCACAUCCUGUUACUCCUAUUCUGAUUGGUGGUUUUUGUACUGCAAAACCUGUUAAUUUGAUUUUGUGAAGUUGAUGAUGCUCAUAUUUGGAUGCUGAAAUCUUAUUUCACCUAAAAUUUCAUCCAUGGUUAUGGCACUCAUUUUACCUGUUUCAGAUAAUUCUGUUGGUCUUAUAAAGGUGUUUAGAGGAUUACAAAAGUUUAAGAUUCAGUGCUAAAAGUUUAUUUAAUAUUUUUCACUUUUAUUGGCCUUUAUAAAUGCACUGUUUGGCAGAUUUUUAGGUCAAAUGGGCUAACUUUGUCAGCUUAUUGUGGUCUUGGGAAGCAAACUGUAUCACGACUUCAUACUUGAUCAGUUGGCAUUCAAUUUAUCUUGAAUAUAAUAAUGUUUAUUCUCAACUUACCAAGUUCUACAUGUAAAAGUUUGAGGUUUGGAAAUAUUCACUUCAACAGUUAUUAUAAGCCUCAAGUUGGAAGCCUUAGGAUUAAAAAAGCUGACAUCAGUAGUUUGUCAGUAUUACAGUAACCACACAUCAAACAAAGCAUAAAAUUCACUUCUGUCUAUAACAGACUAUCAGAAAACAUCUGAUUACAGUUUGCAUAAUUAGGUUUUGAUUUUAUAAAGGUUCUUUGCAAAAAAAAUGUAAAUGCCUUUGUCUUUGAUUCAAGAUAUCACGUCUAAGAUUGUACUGUAUGAAUAUCUACAUCUGUUUACAAAGUUUAGAAAAGGUGGGUUCAGUGGCAGAGUGGUGAAGAUGCUUACCUUUUAUUCACAAGGUGUGGAUAAACCUUGGAGUAUAUAUAUGCCUUAGCUGUUUGUGCAGUCGUAAUGUUUGUUGAAAGCCGCUUGUCUUGCACCAGUAUUAAAUAUGGUGUGAAUAUCUGUACAUUAAAUGUAAAAGAUCAUCAGUAAGUUACCAGAGAUCAGUGGUUUAUCCAAGAACUAAAGUUUUCUUCACCCAACCCAAUCCAGUGAUAAAUUCUUGAGUAUAGCAUUAAACAAUCCAAUAAAAUGCAGAAACGAAUGCAAUGUUUAAGAUUUCUUUUCAUGGGUGUCCUCCAUGUGUUAUCUGAUUGGUCCAGUCACUUUCCUGACACAACGGGAGAGCAGUCUGAACCUCACGUUUCAUAAAUGAGCAUGGUGUUAACCACUGGCUCUGUUGAAUCCAGUGUCCAAUCAUUCUCCAAGGCAUCUCAUCGUGGUCGUUUACAUAGCUAUGGCAUACAAUCUCAUGGGGACCAUUUGCUGCCUGAAGAAGUGAAUUCCAAGCUUUUGUCUAAUGACUUAAAAUAUUCAGACCCUGUGCCAUAUUAUAGAGUUCUCCUGUUAAACUGAUCUGUUUUAGGCAGGUUAUAUUUCCCAUACAAAGUAUUUUCUCAGAAAAGGCCACAGCUUAACCCCAUAUGUACCAGUGUUGAGGUUCAACAAACGGGAAUCACUUCUGGUUUGUUCAUGGCAUUGGUAUUUCAUAACAUUCUCAAUAACAUUACACAAAGAGAUUGGCGGACACGUAUGGGGAGCACACAGGU
Messenger RNA from Liolophura sinensis, 2542 nucleotides. Its product is annotated as large ribosomal subunit protein uL15m-like. Gene Ontology annotation, molecular function: structural constituent of ribosome. Gene Ontology annotation, biological process: translation. The transcript is spliced from 4 exons. Gene Ontology annotation, cellular component: mitochondrial large ribosomal subunit. The record is from RefSeq and is a predicted model, not a curated record. Lineage: Eukaryota; Metazoa; Mollusca; Polyplacophora; Chitonida; Chitonidae. The coding region runs from base 7 to 882 and encodes 291 amino acids.